GGCAGCCCCGCUUCCCCAUUGCUCCGACCCGACUGGGAGGCCAGCGAGUGGAAUCCCAGCUUCCUCCCCUUGGCUGUGCAGAAAAGCCCUGCAGGGUGAAUAGCGAAGUUUGACAAAAUGAAGAGAUGAGUUCAACAGCUCCCUGGAAUUCCUAAUUUUAGACUUACUCAGGGAUCUAAAAAGUGGUGUUUUGAAACAGUAGCCAACUCAUCAAACAAAGAAAAUGAGGAAACAUCGAUAUUUGCCCUUAGUAGCAAUCUUUUGUCUUUUACUCUCAUGCUAUGCUGAUGCCCAGCAGAAAGAAGAUGUCAAAAUCGGUGCUGCUGCUGAUAUAAUAUUUCUAGUGGAUUCCUCUUGGAGCAUUGGAAAGGAACAUUUCCAACUUGUUCGGGAGUUUCUGUAUGAUGUUGUAAAACAAUUAGAUGUGGGUGAAAAUGAUUUUCGGUUUGGUCUGGUCCAGUUCAGCGGAAACCCACAUACAGAGUUCCAGUUAAACACGUAUCAUACUCUGCAAGAUGUCCUCUCCCAUAUUUCACACAUGCCUUAUAUGGGGGGUGGAACCAAGACUGGACAAGGAUUAGAGUUCCUAAUUCGGAACCAUCUAACUAAAGCUGCUGGAAGCAGAGUGAGUGAUGGCACCCCACAGGUUAUUAUAGUGUUAACGGACGGACGAUCCCAAGAUGAUGUGACUCUGCCAUCAUCUGUUCUUAAGUCUGCUGAUGUAAACAUGUUUGCCAUUGGAGUGCAGGAGGCAGUGGAAGGGGAAUUAAAGGAAAUAGCAAGUGAACCCCUUGAUAUGCACCUGUUCAACCUAGAGAACUUUACUGCUCUCCACGGCAUUGUAGGAGACUUAGUUGCAAGUAUUCGUUCAUCAAUGACUCCAGGAAUGGCUGGAGCAAAAGGAGUGAUUAAAGACAUAACAGCGCAAGAAUCUGCCGACAUUAUUUUCCUUGUUGACGGAUCAAACAACAUCGGCACUGUCACUUUCGCAGCCAUUCGUGAUUUCGUUGCAAAUUUUAUUGAAAGACUGUCAGUUGGAGAUGAGCUCAUACGCAUUGGGGUGGUGACGUAUAGUGAUCGACCCAGAACUGUUUUCUCCUUGAACAGCUACACCCGAAAAGCCGAUGUUCUAGGUGCAGUGAAGGCCCUUAGCACUCUUGGUGGCGAGGAGGCUAAUAUUGGGGAAGCUCUUGAGUACGUGGUGCGAAGCCACUUCACCCGGUCAGCAGGCAGCAGGAUAGAGGAAGGUGUGCCGCAGAUUUUAGUGCUGAUAAGUGGCAGUGAGUCUAGCGAUGACAUUAGAGAAGGGGUUUUAGCCAUGAAGCAAGCUAGUAUAUUCUCGUUUAGCAUUGGGGUCCAAAAUGCUGACAAUGCAGAGCUUCAGCAAAUUGCUACUGAUGGAAGCUUCGUAUUUACUGCCCUGGACACACGUAACCUUGGCGAACUUCAAGAACUCUUACUGCCAAACAUUGUUGGAGUGGCCCAAAGACUCAUUUUGUUAGAUGCUCCAACCAUUCUUACAGAAGUUGUUGAAGUCAAUAAGAAGGACAUAGUCUUCCUCAUAGAUGGCAGCACAGCCUUGGGAAAUGCCCCUUUUAACGCAAUUCGUGAUUUCAUUGUCAAAAUCAUCAACAGACUUGAAAUUGGACCAGACCUGAUCCAAGUUGCAGUGGCACAAUAUGCAGAUACUGUAAGACCGGAAUUCCAUUUCAGUACCUUCCAGACAAAAAAAGAUGUCCUAAACCAUGUUAAGAAAAUGAAGCCGGUUGGUGGUGCUCCACUUAAUACAGGUUCUGCUCUAAGGUUUGUUAAAAACAACUUCUUCACCAGUGCUGUUGGAUGCAGGAUUGAUGAAGGUGUCCUACCAAUGACAGUCCUUAUUACUGGCGGUAAGUCCAGAGAUGACGUUGUCCAACCAGCAGAAGAAGUGAAAAGGAAUGGCAUACUGGUCCUUGCUAUUGGGGCAAGAAAUGCAGAUCGCGCUGAACUAGAACAAAUUGCCUAUGGAACAAGCCUAGUAUUCACUCCCAGUGAGUUCCGCACAGUUGCACUACAAGCUAUUCUUCCUGAUGUCGUGACACCUAUAAGGACGCUGUCUGGAACUCUGGUAGAAUCACCAUCACGAGAAGUUCUGGUAAACAAAAGGGAUAUCAUCUUUCUUUUGGAUGGAUCUGUCAACGUUGGAAAUGCCAACUUCCCUUUUGUCCGCGACUUUGUUGUGAGCCUAGUUAAUUCCCUUGACGUUGGAAUUGAUGAUAUACGAAUCGGCCUAGUUCAAUUUAGUGAGAAUCCCAAAACGGAAUUCUUUUUAAACACUUUCCUAACCAAGGAAGAUCUACUUAAUCGCCUGAGGCAAUUCAGACUCCAAGGGGGGUCAACACUGAACACAGGCUCUGCACUAGACUUCGUCCUUUCAAAUCACUUCACUGAAGCCGGUGGGAGCAGGAUAGAUGAGAGCGUUCCUCAGGUGCUAGUCUUCCUCGCAGCAGGGCCGUCGGCUGAUUCAUUCCAACAGGCUGCCAGUGCUUUAGCUCACGCAGGAGUGCUGACAUUUUGCAUUGGUGUUAGAAAUGCCGAUCUGGCAGAACUUCAGCAGAUCGCGUUUAAUCCACAAAUAGUGUAUUUUAAGGAUGAAUUCAAUUCUCUGGCAGACUUGCCGCAGGAAAUGAUUAGGCCACUAACAACGUAUUUUAGUGAAGAUGUGAAAGAAGUUAUAAUCACCUCAACAGAAAGCAAGAUUGAUAUAUUAUUCUUGAUUGAUGGCUCAGUAAACCUUGCGGGUCAUUUUCCUGCUGUCCGAGACUUUUUGCACCGAAUUAUUUCUGACCUGAAUGUGGGCCCUGAUGCCAUACGUGUGGCUGUGGCGCAGUUUAGUGACAACGUCAACGUGGAGUUCAACUUCCAUGAAAUCCCAUCUAAGCAAGAAAUCCUUCAGAAAGUGAAAAGAAUGAAGAUAAAAGGAGGCAGGCUACUCAACAUUGCUGCUGCAUUAGAUUAUGCCAUGAAGGACAUCUUUGUGAGGCGUGCUGGUAGCAGGAUUGAUGAAGGAGUGCCUCAAUUCCUAGUGCUCCUUGCUGCUGGAAGAUCAAACGACAACGUGGAUGAGCCCGCUGAUACUCUGAAACAAGCUGGUGUUGUUACUUUCGUUAUCAAAUCCAGGACUGCAGAUCCCUUAGAAUUAGAAAAAAUUGUUUUUGACCGUCAGUUCAUUCUAAACGUUGACUCUCUUGCUAGAAUUGGAGACAUACAACCUGAAAUAGUCAAUCUACUGAAAACCAUCCAACUUAGACCUCCAGUUGAUGAAGUUCAGAAGAAGGAUGUUGUAUUUUUGAUAGAUGGUUCAGCUGGUACCAGAAGGAUUUUCCCAGAGCUGAAGUCCUUUUUACUAACAGUGAUUGAUGAACUGGAUGUCGGUCCUGACAAAGUCCGGGUUGCUGUGGCCCAACAUAGUAAUACUGUAAAACUGGAGUUCCUUCUGAAUGAGUACUCAGACAAGACAGAUGUAAUCCGAGCCAUUCAGAGGCUGUCUGCUAUGGGAGGUUCUCCACUUAAUACAGGAGCUGCCAUUAACUACCUUAUUAGUAAUGUGUUCACACAACAGGCUGGAAGCAGGGUGUCUGAAGGUGUCCCACAGUUCUUGAUCCUGGUGACAGCUGAGAAGUCAACAGAUGAUGUCAGAAGGCCUGCCAUAGAACUGAAGACAAGGGGUGCUGUGCCUUUUGGCAUUGGCAUUGGAAAUGCAGACAUCACUGAGCUCCAGACAAUUUCUUAUGUUCCUGAAUUUGCGGUCCUUGUCUCUGGGAUCAGUGAAUUGAGCACCGUGCAGGAGUUUAUUGCAAGAAGAGUGACUCAGCUGACCAAGGCAAAAAUAGAAGCUUUGGUCCCAUCACCUGGUCCAGAGGAUGUAAGGAAGAGAGAUAUUGUAUUCCUUAUUGAUGGCUCGCAGUUUGCAGUUUCUGAAUUUUCUUCUGUUCGUGAGUUUAUUGGCAGAAUUGUAAACAAUCUGAAUGUGGGUUCUGAUAACACUCGAGUAGCUGUAAUUCAGUUCAGUGAAGAUCCUAAGGUUGAAUUUCUGCUGAAUGCACACUCCACCAAGGAUGAGGUUCAAGCAGCAGUGAGAAGGCUGAGACCCAAAGGAGGGAGCCAAGUGAACUUGGGUUCUGCCCUGGAAUAUGUGUCAAAGAAUAUAUUCACAAGGCCCUCAGGAAGUCGCAUAGAAGAGGGCGCUCCCCAGUUUUUAAUCCUCAUCUUCUCCCGCAUGCCUGAUGACGAUGUGGAGGACCCUGCACACCAAGUCAAAGAAGUGGGUGUGGCACCACUGGCUAUUGGGAAGAAUGUGGCUCGCGAGGAAUUGAUCAAAAUAGCUCUUAGUCCUGAGCAUGUCUUCCAGGUGUCCACUUACCAGGAUCUACCUAGUCUGGAACAAAAACUGAUAGCCCCAAUUACAACACUAACUACCCAGCAGAUACAAGAACUCAUUGGUGAUAUAAGUCGCAUUCCAGAUAUUGACAGUGAAGCAAAAGACAUUGUCUUCCUGAUUGACAGCUCUACCAAUGUCAGGGCGGACGGCCUUGCUCACAUUCGAGAUUUCAUUAUCCGGAUUGUCCAGCAGUUGGAUGUUAGACCAAGCAAAGUGAGAAUUGGUGUUGUCCAGUUCAGCAAUGAUGCAACCUCUGAGUUCUUCUUAAAAACCCACCCAACCAAAGAAGCUGUGUUGCAAGCCAUACGCCGCUUGCGGUACAAAGGAGGGGCUCCCUUGAAUGUUGGGAAAGCUCUGGACUUCGUUGUAAAGAACCACUUUGUUAAAUCUGCAGGAAGCAGACGAGAAGAUGGAGUCCCACAGCAUUUAGUUCUCUUGCUUGGAGGGAGAUCCCAGGAUGAUGUUGGCAGGCCUUCCUUUGUGAUACAGUCAUCUGGGAUUAAAAGCUUGGGUGUAGGAGCAAGGAAUGUAGACAGUACAGAACUGGAAAGCAUUACCAAUGAUCCCAGAACUGCAUUUGUUGUGAAAGAGUUUACUGAGCUCCCGACAAUAGAGAAGAGGUUCUUUGCGUCAUUUGAGGCACCUCAAGAAUCAACAGUCAUACCUCCUGAGAUUCCUACUGAUGGUAAAAAACAAGCAGACAUCGUCUUUUUGCUGGAUGGCUCCAUCAACUUUGGAAGAGAAAAUUUCCAAGAAGUUGUUGACUUUGUAUAUGGCAUAAUUGAUGCUAUUUAUGAAGUAGGUGAUUCCAUUAAAGUUGGCUUGGUGCAAUACAACUCAGAUAUGAGGGAUGAAUUCUUUCUGAAGGAUUUCUCUGACAAAGAACAGAUCUUAGAGGCAGUGAAGAAAACAGUGUACCACGGAGGCAGAGUUGCCAAUACUGGAUCAGCCAUCAAGCACGUCCAAGCAAAACAUUUCGUAAAGGAGGCUGGCAGCAGGGCGGACCAGAAAAUCCCUCAGAUUGCUUUUAUUAUAACAGGAGGCAAGCCGGAGGAUGAUGGGCAGGCAGCUGUCUUAUCGUUGGCACAGAAGGGUGUCAAGGUGUUUGCAGUUGGUGUGAAAAACAUUGACCUUGGUGAGGUUUCCAAACUCUCCAGUGAAAGCACCAUGGCGUUUAGGGCUCCAACAGUCCAGGGGCUCUCAGAGUUGAAUGAGGCUGUGCUGGUUACACUGAAUGAUGUCAUGAAAGAACAGUUGUGCCAAGGUGUAGGAGAUGUCUCAAGAGAUUGCAAUCUGGAUAUUAUACUUGGAUUUGAUGUCUCAGAUGUUGGACCAGGGCAAAAUAUAUUCAAUGUACAAAGAGUGCUACAGUCACAGGUUGAAGAUAUUCUGAACAGGAUUACUCAAAUGCCGAAAAUCAGCUGCACUCGCAACCAGGCACCAACUGUGCGUGUGGCUCUUCUGGCACAGACUCCCUCCGGAGUUGUGGAAGCAUUUGACUUUUCUGAGUAUGAGCCAGAGUUGUUUGAAAAGUUCCAAGCCUUGCGGAAUGGUGGUCCAUAUGUCCUAACUGCAGAGACUCUCAAAUCGUAUCAGAAUAAAUUUAGAACAGCUCCCGGUGGAAGUGUGAAGGUAGUGAUACACUUAACGGAUGGCAUUGAUGGAGCCAAGGGGCAGCUGAAAGCUGCGUCUGCUGAUCUGCAGAGAGAAGGUGUUAAAGCUUUCAUUCUUGUUGGACUGGAACGAGCAGCAAAUUUUGAGGAGUUGAUGCAGCUGGAAUUUGGACGUGGCUUUUCUUAUAAUCGGCCUCUCCAAGUGAAUCUGCUGGAUUUAGAUUUUGAAUUGGCAGAACAACUGGACAACAUUGCAGAAAAGGCAUGCUGUGGGGUCCCCUGCAAAUGUUCUGGACAGCGGGGAGACAGAGGAUUGCCAGGUUCAUUUGGACCAAAGGGAGUUCCAGGGGAAAAUGGCUACAGAGGCUAUCCAGGAGAUGAAGGUGGACCAGGUGAUCGUGGACCACCAGGGAUCAAUGGAACUCAGGGAUUCCAAGGAUGUCCUGGAGAAAGAGGAACUAAGGGGAGCCGUGGAUUCCCAGGGGAAAAGGGUGAAUUAGGAGAGAUUGGCCUUGAUGGAAUAGAUGGAGAAGAGGGUAACAGAGGCCUUCCAGGUUCUUCUGGAGAGAGGGGAAGCCCUGGCAGACGAGGCGGCAAAGGAGUCAAAGGAGAAAGAGGAGAGCGGGGUGACCAUGGACUGCGAGGAGAUCCGGGUACACCAGGAACAGAUAACACUCAGAGAGGACCCAAAGGCCAAAAGGGUGAACUUGGACCAACGGGAGAACCCGGAGGAGAUGGGCCAGCAGGUGGCCCAGGAGGGCCUGGAAGGAAUGGAGGACUUGGCAGAAGAGGACCUCCAGGAGUCAAAGGAAACGGAGGUGCGCCAGGUCUGCCAGGAGCUGUGGGAGAACAAGGCACAAGAGGGCCAGAGGGUCCACCUGGCCAAACUGGAACACCCGGUCUUCGGGGAGAGCAAGGCAUACCUGGCCCAAGGGGUGGUGGAGGCCCACCUGGAACUGCUGGGGACCGUGGCAGGCUUGGUCCUCUUGGUAAAAAAGGUGAACCUGGUGAUUCUGGUCCAAAGGGCCUCAAUGGUCCUCCAGGCCCUCGAGGAGAGAUGGGAGAUGAUGGCCGAGAUGGAGUUGGCAAGGCAGGAGAAAAAGGCAGAAGGGGAGAACCCGGUUUCCCAGGAUAUCCAGGACAAAGGGGCACUCCUGGAGAUCGUGGUACACUUGGUGAUCCUGGCCCCAAAGGAAGCCAAGGUCAAAGGGGAAGAGCAGGAGACUCUGGCUCAAGAGGCCAAAAAGGAGAGAGAGGGCACCCAGGACCAGGUGGACUGAAGGGUAACAAAGGAGAAGCGAGAGAUCAAUGUGCACUUGUACGCAACAUCAAAGACAAAUGCCCUUGCUGUUAUGGUCCGAGGGAAUGCCCAGUUUAUCCAACAGAACUGGCGUUUGCUAUAGAUACCGCUACUGGUGGAAGUGCAGAGGCUUUCAACCGGAUGAAGCAAGCAGUGUUGACAGUGGUUAAUAACCUCACAAUUGCUGAGAGCAACUGCCCAAGGGGAGCCCGAGUUGCAUUGGUUACAUAUAACAGCGAAGUCACCACUGAGAUUCGUUUUGCUGACUCCCGAAGAAAGAAAACUCUUGUGGAACAGAUUCAGAACCUCCAGAUUCCACAGACAUCAAAACAGCGAAGUCUAGAAACAGCAAUGUCCUUUGUGGCCAGGAACACCUUCAAGCGGGCACGGAGUGGAUUUCUCAUGAGGAAGGUGGCUGUUUUCUUCAGCAAUGGGCCAACAAGAGCAUCUCCACAGCUGAACGAGGCUGUACUGAAACUAUACGAUGCUGGAGUUGUGCCUGUGUUUCUUACAUCUAGAGAGGACAGGCCCCUCAUCAACGCCCUGCAGAUCAACAACACUCUAGGGGGACAGGCUAUCACAUUUGCUGGUGGUGCAGCUCAACAGGCCCAAACUAUUAGGAGACUAUUAACAUGCCAUAUUUGUCUAGAUGUGUGUGAUCCUGAUUCCAGCUGUGGUCCCCAAAGGGCCACCUUUGGUAGAGACAGAAGGGCAGCUCCUACAGAUGUUGACAUUGAUAUAGCAUUCAUCCUGGAUAGCUCUGAGACCACCACUCAUCUGCAAUUCACAGAGAUGAAGAACUACAUUUCAUAUGUAGUAAGCCAGCUGGCAACGAGCUCUGAUCCCAAGGCAGACCGGCACCAUGCCAGGGUAGCUGUUAUCCAACAUGCGCCCUAUGAAUUUGAAUCAAACUCAAGUUCACCUCCCAUCAAAGCUGAAUUGUCAUUGACAGACUAUGGAUCCAAAGAAAAGAUGAUGGAUUUCAUUAAGAACCAAAUGGUACAGUUGUAUGGUACACGGGCUGUGGCAAGUGCAAUCGAAUAUACAACGAGAUACAUUUUUGAGAGUGCACCAAACCCAAGAGAUCUUAAAGUCAUUGUCUUGAUGAUGACAGGAGAGGUUAAAAAUGAAGAACUUGAACACCUUCAGAGAGUUAUUGUAGAAGCUAAAUGUAAAGGAUAUUUUUUUGUCAUAGUUGGCAUUGGCAGGAAAGUUAAUGUCAGGAGUGUCUACAGUUUGGCAAGUGAGCCUAACGAUGUCUUCUUCAAAUACGUUGAUAAGCCAUCUGAGCUCCAUGAAGAGCCUUUGCUGCGCUUUGGAAACCUCUUGCCAGCUUUUAUCAGCAGUGAAAAUGCCUUUUACUUGUCUCCAGAUGUCAGGAAACAAUGUGACUGGUUCCAGGGUGAUCAGCCAGACAAAAAAACUGACCAGAAACAAGUACAUGUUCCAAAUAAUGUUACUGCCAUACCUACUACAACAGAAAAAUUGGGAGUGGUUAAGCAUGGUGGAGGAGUCCAGAUAACUGAUAUCACUGAAAACAGUGCUAAAUUACAAUGGGUGAACCCUGAGCCUCAACAUGUCCACAUUUAUGAGGUCAUGAUUACCUCUGCUGAUGACCACUCUUUAGUUUUGAAGCUCAACCUGACUACUACCGAACGGGUCAUUGGAGGACUCGGGAGUGGGCAGAAAUAUCAUGUCACUGUUACAGGGUACUGGAAAGCACAGGCCAAAGUGACCUACAGAGGAACUUUCAGCACAAAGAGCGCGCCCUUACCCAAGUUACCUUCAGCAGCAACAGCAAAUCUGAUGGUGAAUACGGAGCCGUUGGAAGGACCUGAAACUGAUCCUUGCUUACUGGACCUUGACAUGGGCGCGCAGUGCAAGGAGUAUCAGGUUAAAUGGUUCUUUGACUACAAAAACAAGAUCUGCACCCAGUUUUGGUAUGGUGGGUGUGGUGGUAACGCCAAUAGAUUUGAGACAGAAGCUGACUGCAUUAGCAGAUGCUUGAAGCCAUCAGAUGAGAGAAUCAUGCAGCUGCCUGUCCUUGAGAAAAGUCACUUGUCAGUCAAUGAUAUCUGUGCGCUGCAGAGAGGUAUAGGACCCUGCAGGAAUUAUACCCUAAAAUGGUAUUUUGACCCACUGAUCAAACGUUGUGCUAGAUUCUGGUAUAGUGGUUGUGAAGGAAACGACAACAGAUUUGACACACAGACAGAAUGUGAAAAUGUCUGCCUUUCGGCUCAUGUCUCACCUAGCAUUGGAACCUAAAUCACAGCAAAUAUCAACACAUACCUCUAAGAGAACCAGGGGUCAGCCAUUGCCAACAUGCCCCUCAUAGAAGCUAAGGGUAUCGACUACCUUGCACUGUGCUAUAUCUGCUUUACGUUCUAUGCAAACCUUGAAGAAAGUGUUUUGCUGCACAACUUUAUCAAUAUGGUGCUAAACUGUUUGUGGACUGAAUGCUAAAUGUGUCUGGGAUAUACUCUAUACUUUCAACAUUAUGUAAUAUUUACCCACCACAGGUCUUAUUUGUUUGAUAAAAUUACCAUUUCUUUUGGAUUCUGGCACCAUGCCCUUUUUAGGCAUUUUAAAGACUAGGAAAUAAUGGAACAAAAAUCACUGCAACUGUUAUGUACUUGCUUUUAUCAUUUCCGUAACUAUCUGAGCAUAACUUUAGAUGGAAAGCCUCAUAUAAAAGGAGUAGUCACUUCUGAAACACAAGCAGUCCAACUUUUCAUUCUGUUUUUACUGUUCCUGGAUUAGACUUUAUACUAAUUCUUUUUUGUGCAUGUGUGAUCAAUCAGACCAGAAAAAAGGCAACUUUUCUUAACGCAGAUGCACUGCUGCGACCAACGACUGAGUUAAAGAAUUUUUAAAACAUGGUGUAGAAUGUUAUUGGCUAUCCUCUAAUGUUGUGUGUUUUAUCAUUUUUAAUUUUUUUGCAGGGGUGGGAAUUUAUUUUUAUUGUGGUUUUGUUUUCAGGAAAUCUAUACAAAAGAACUUCUAAAUAAAGUUAAAUUGUGAUUUUGAAA
Messenger RNA from Elgaria multicarinata webbii, 10362 nucleotides. It is a transcript of the gene COL6A3, whose product is annotated as collagen type VI alpha 3 chain. The transcript is spliced from 46 exons. The record is from RefSeq and is a predicted model, not a curated record. The coding region runs from base 224 to 9598 and encodes 3124 amino acids. Gene Ontology annotation, molecular function: extracellular matrix structural constituent conferring tensile strength; serine-type endopeptidase inhibitor activity; protein binding. Lineage: Eukaryota; Metazoa; Chordata; Lepidosauria; Squamata; Anguidae.